This is a messenger RNA of Rotaria sp. Silwood2, 601 nucleotides long. Lineage: Eukaryota; Metazoa; Rotifera; Eurotatoria; Philodinida; Philodinidae. The record is from the annotation of a GenBank genome assembly.
AUUUCAUUAUUUAUUUUUUCUUCUACCUAAAACAUUGAUUUCGUGAAAUAAAAGUAUGAUAAUAUGAUGAAGAAGAAGAGUGCGAGAAAAAUGAAUUCGACAUGAACAAGAAGAAAACAAAGUAAUUGUAGGAUCUAAUAGUAUUACAGAAUAUAUAUAAUAUACAUCGAUUUUUAUAGAAGUAGAGAUUUUGCAGAUCGAAUGAAAGAAAUGGGGUGAAUGAAGGUGAUAUCACUGUGGGCUUGAAUAUGAAGACGCACAUGUACAUCUUUAUCAACUGAACAACGAAUAGUUACUAUUUUGAUUGAAGUUUGAUCAUGAAGCAGCUAUGAAAGCUAUUUUUAAUGUUGUUGAAAGAUCUCCAAAAUUAGUUGUUAUUGCUGAUGCCUAAAAUAAUAAUUAAUCCUUGUGUUAAAAUUUACUUUUUUUUCUUUCUUUUCGAUUUAGACGGGCUAUUCGACAUGAUUUAAUGAAAACAUUUAUAUAUUUUAUUGAGCAUACUCAAUUAACAGUAUAUGUAACAUCUAAGGUUAAAGGCGGUAUUGAUGAAAAUCAUUCACAAUUUCGUGAUGUUUGUGCUAGAAAUCGUUCACUUGAAUAA